AUGGUAAGAGAUUUGUUUAAAAGUGAAAGUGUUAUAAAUAACAAAGAUAGUGAUUUAAAGUCUGAUAAAGUAAUACAGAAGAAAGAUAAUGAAUGUAUAAACACCUCAAAGUUUGAUGAAAGCAAAAAAGAUCUUUCUAAAGUCAAUGAAGAUAAUACCAUUCAAAAUACUGAACCAAUCAUCUGUCAAUAUCAAAUAAAGACAAAUAACAUACUAACCGGUAUAGAACACUUAAAUAGCUACUUUAAUAUUUUUAAUCAUUCACAAAGUUUUAUAAAUAAUCAAUCAUAUAAUUUUUAUCAAGAUCUAAUAUUUGAUAAUAAUACACUUAACAACAAUAGAAAUAAUAAUAACAGUGAACAUAUAACACAUUUAUAUAAUGAAGAUUUAUCAAAUAAUGACCAUAUUUCGUUUGAUUAUAUAACCAAUCAAUAUAUAUUAGAAGAACAUAGAAGGAUUAUUUCUAAAAGUCACUGUAAUAAAAAAAAUAAAGGAAGAUCAUCAAAAAAAGUUAAGUGGACAAGAGAAGAAGAUAAACGAUUGUUAUUACUAAUUAAAAAUUAUGGUACUUAUGAUUGGGAUAUAAUAGAUAAGUGUAUGUUAAGAAAAACUAAAAAACAAUGUCAAGACAGGUAUAACAAUGAUUUAAAUCCAUCUCUAAACCAAGCACCAUUCACUCAGAAAGAAAAAAUCAAAAUUAUUAAGUUAAAAUAUAAAUUUGGUGAUAAAUGGAAAUGUAUUGCUAAAGGAUUAAAAAACAGAUCUGAAAAUGCAAUUAAGAAUUUCUAUUAUGAAUUUUUAAAAACAGGAAAUAUAAAUAAUUAA
Molecule: messenger RNA, 825 nt
Organism: Hepatospora eriocheir
Lineage: Eukaryota; Fungi; Microsporidia; Hepatosporidae
Source: the annotation of a GenBank genome assembly